Messenger RNA from Ichthyophthirius multifiliis, 1211 nucleotides. RefSeq lists its product as hypothetical. Lineage: Eukaryota; Ciliophora; Oligohymenophorea; Hymenostomatida. The annotation marks the transcript as partial. The transcript is spliced from 3 exons. The record is from RefSeq and is a predicted model, not a curated record.
AUUAUAUAAAGACUGUCAUACAAAAAAGUUUAAUUCUUAUAUUUUAAAUUAUAAUGAAAACAUAUAAUCUUAAUCUCAAGUUAUUAAUUAAUCUUAAGAAGAUUAUCUUAGUGUAUUAAGUCAUAAUAUGGGUUUAUUAACUUCUAAACCUACGCAAAAAGUAAUCAGCUUUUUAAAAGAAAACGGAAAGCCACAUUCUAGUGUCUUAAAGCCAUUGGAUAUGAAUUAUUUAUUCAUUAUUGAAGGAGAUUUAGAUGAAAGUUCAUAAUAAUAAAUAAUGAAAUCUCCUCUUUAAUCAAUCAUCGAAUUAAAUGAAGAAAAAGAUAAUCUUCUUUUAGACGCUAUAUUUAACUUAGAUAAUCCAUAAUCAAUAAUCAAUUAAACUUAAUAAUUCGAAAAUUAAAGAAAAGAAUUUUACAUUUAUUCUUAAUAAGAAUAGUCUUUCGAAAAAUACUAAGAUAUUUUCGGUUUAAAAUUAUUACAAAAUCAAGACGGAAAUUUAUAUUUAAAAGAUGUUUAAAUUAACAAAAAUUAUUUUAAACAAAUGAAAUUAUAAAAAUGUGUAAAUUAAGUAUUAGAUUCUUAAUAUAGUUUUGAUGCUUAAAAAAACUUAAUAUCAAAGAAAAAUAGUUUAUAAUAAAUUAAAAUAACAGAAAAUAACAAAGAAUCUGUGAAAUAAUUCUUAAAUGAUAUUUGUGCUGCAAAUAUAUUAUCAAGUUCAUUUGUUGCAGGAGAUUAGCCUACUUUCUUAACAAUUCAUAUUUCUUCCCUUCCUUUAUUAAAACAAAAUGUUUCUGAAUCAGAAUUUGAACUUUCAAUGGAAAUUUUAUCUUUAAUUAUAAAAAAUGUAUCGUUUUUUUAUAUAUGUUUUUAAUUUUAUAAAAAAGGCUACUAAAAAUUUUGAUAGAAAACUCCUUUCUGAAAAUGUAUAUGGAUAAGUUAUUUUUAUUUAAGAAAAUGAAAAAUAAUUAUUAAGUUCUUCACAUUUGUUCGAAAGAAUUUAAUCUAAUAGCUAAUAUAGAAUUUUAGCUUAAACUUCAUAACUUACAAAAUCAGUAUUUUAUUAUAAAUUUUCUAAUUUUUAUUUUAAAAUUUUUUAUUUUAAGUAAUAAUAUUCAUAAUCUUAUGUUUUGAGAGCUUGGUUUGGAUUUUUCUUUACAGCUUUAGUAUUUUUUGUUUGCUAUGCUAUGUUUAGUUUAGAUAUUUAAAAG